AAACACAUUUAUAAGAAUGUUAGAACCUGGUUUUAUUUUUCACAUCGCUGACAUGGAUGGAAUUGACUACACGGACGAUUAUCUCCUGACUCGGUUCUUGUCCUUUGUGAAUAUCCGCUCUGGUACCUCGGAUUCUUUCGUUUCCCUGCCUCUUAGCAAGUGCGAGGUCUUUACAAAAGAUUCUCCCAGUGGAACGCCUACUAAAAAUAGAAAAGAUAUAGAGGAUGAUCAGGAAACAGUUUUAGACAUAACAGUGCCUCACAUACCCUAUGAUGACACUGGUAGGAGAACGUACGAAAAAAUCUGUCAGAAAUUGGGAGUGGUGCCUUCUUCUAAAAUACUGAAAAAGUUGGUGGAGUCCCCAAACAUCGACAUCAAGCACUAUGGACUGGGGCCAAAAGGGACCAUGGCAGUGUCGGUAGCCUUAGUGAUUAAUUCGACAGUGACUUCGUUAAACAUCAGUGGUAACAAUAUAGACAAGACGGGAAUCCUGUAUAUACAGAGAAUGAUGGAGGAAAACCUCACAAUAACAGAUCUAGACGUAUCUGACAAUCAUUUAAAAACAUUUGGCGCCAAAGCAAUAGGGAUGAUGUUACAGGAUAACAAAGGCAUAAAGCGACUUAACAUAUCAGGGAACGAAUUUACAGAUCUUGACGCACCUUUCAUAACCAAAGAAUUAGAGGCUCACCCAGCCCUGGAAUAUCUUAACAUCAGUCGGAACGAAUUUGGUGACAUUGCUGGACCUCACUUUGAACGAAUGCUGUCUGAAAAUAACAACAUGACAGAACUAAACAUCAGCUGGAAUCAGUUCAGAGUUCCGGGAGCCAAAUGCCUAGCCAGGGGAUUAAGGGACAAUAUGAAGCUGAAGCUAGUGAACGCCUCGUGGAAUGGUAUCGACGAUGAGGGAGCUAACGCAUUCUCUGACUGCUUGAGUAACAACGCAGUGUUAACGGAACUUGACAUCUCCUGCGCCCGCAUUGGAGAUAAAGGUUACGCCCAGGUCAUGAGGGCCUUUAAGAAAAACGAAGACUUAGAAGUCCUACGGAUUGGCAGAAACAACAUAAAGGAAGAAACAGUGAAGUUGUCACUAGAUCUUCUAAAAGAAAUACCGUCAUUAACAUUAGUUGUUCUUGAUUUAUCAGACGUAAUGUUGGGUUCUGCGGUAGUAAAAGAAUUAGAAUCUUUGAACGACAUUCAUCCGAGUUUGGAAGUGAUUCAUGGAUACACAGACUCGUACGGAAAGAGGAAAAUGGCUGGUUUUAUGGACAUGGGAGAAGAGGCGUUAUGGAUAAUUAAAGAAUUCAUUGAAGAAAAGGAAUUAACUGUGGCUAAGCUGUUUGCUGAGUUCGAUGAAGACGGAAGUAAUAGCGUGGAUUAUGACGAAUUCCGCCAAGGGAUCAAGCAAGCAAAAAUUCCACUCUCAUCAUAUCAGGUUGAUGCACUAAUCACAUUUAUAGACAUUGACGGAGAUGGGGAUAUAGAUUUUAGCGAAUUAGUUCUUAAAAUGAAAGAAAUAACAAAGAAACGUAAGGAAGAAGAGGAACAACGCCAGGCAGAGGCUCGGAAAAGGAGGUAGAUUCCGGAGGGGUUCCAGAUGACUUCCGUGUCAAAAGUGUACGUCAAUUCCGGUGAAUAUCAGAUGGUCUCACGGAGAAUAACGAUUUCCGGAACAUUUCUUGCCAAAGGAUCUUGUAGUCUUUCACUGUAUACAGUAUCGCUGUCUCCAACAGUCCGGAUAUAAAACUUUUUGUGUAUUUCUGUGAUUGUGAUAGGCCCCUAGUUACACUAAGGAAAUGUGUCAUAAAGGGGACAUUUCAACGUUCAAGACUGUACAAAAUUGAUUUCAAACUUUAGCAUCACCGUGCGAGUUAUUCAUAUAUAUAUAUUUUUUUAAAAUCUACAAUAUUUGCUUUUACUGUUUGCAAUUAAGCCUACAUUCCAAGUAAAAACUGAUAUCAGUUGGGACCCUUUAUGAAGUAUAUUUCAGAUACUCGUAAUGGCAGAUUAUUACUUUACUAUAAACCUAGAUGUAAUCAUAGGCUUUUCAAAUCCCCACGUUUACUGAAUAAAA
Saccostrea cuccullata (small rock oyster) is the source of this 2071-nucleotide messenger RNA. Its product is annotated as leucine-rich repeat-containing protein 74A-like. The record is from RefSeq and is a predicted model, not a curated record. The coding region runs from base 17 to 1576 and encodes 519 amino acids. Gene Ontology annotation, molecular function: protein binding; calcium ion binding. NCBI's taxonomy places the organism in Eukaryota, Metazoa, Mollusca, Bivalvia, Ostreida, Ostreidae. The transcript has 13 exons.